AUGUCGACGUCCCCCCCGUCGUCCACCCAGACGGCCACCCACUCAUUCCCGAGCUUUUUCACAAAUGAUCCCGCCCAGGCUACCAACACGCCGACCAAUACGGGUGGGAACGGCACCUCCUCCUCUUUGUAUCUCUUCACUUUCCUCGCGACACUGUUCCUGCUGCUGUUCGUCUCGUGCGCGAUCAUCCUCCGCUCAUUCAUCCUCCGCCGCCGCUUCCGGCGGCGCGUCGAGGAGGCAAUCCUGUCAGGCGCCAUGGUGCCCAAUGCGCGGGGACCCAUGGGCCACAGGCGCGACUUUGGCGAAAAGCCUAGGUUAUGGGAUUCGUGGAUCGCGCCGCCCGCGGGCGACGGAUGGGAAGAUAUCAUGCCCGUCUCGGUCCUCCCCACUUCUUUUAAGCCCCCCUCCGCUCGCAAUCACCCGUCCACACCCCUAGAGUCGUCCAGUGCCGGCACCCAGACGCCAAACUCAAACGCUGUGCCCCUAGACGGCCCACGACCGCCCUUCAUCCGCCGAAUUUUCCGCAACCCAUUCGCCCCAGUGCCCCCGUCCCCCAUCCCCCUCUCGCUCCGUACGCCAGGGCUGAGCUCCCUGCAGCCCAAUGGCCCGAUGGAGCAGGAACCCGAGACCAUGCAGGUCUCCGUGCUCAUCACCAUGCCCACGCCCCGGCGGCUGCAGGGCGGGCCGCUGAAGGGCAAGGCGGGGAGCAUUACUAGCGAGUGGGACGAGGAUGAGGAGCUGCCGGAGAUUGUGCUGGGCGUCGCGCAGCGGCAGUAUCGGUCGGACGGGGUGUCAAAGGUGUCGUGA
This is a messenger RNA of Heterobasidion irregulare TC 32-1, 807 nucleotides long. RefSeq lists its product as uncharacterized. The record is from RefSeq and is a predicted model, not a curated record. Lineage: Eukaryota; Fungi; Basidiomycota; Agaricomycetes; Russulales; Bondarzewiaceae. The transcript has 3 exons. The coding region runs from base 1 to 807 and encodes 268 amino acids.